AUGACGAUAUGGGACCUGGGAAGCAGCCCUUCCCGCCUCAUUGCAUUGUUUACGGCUUCGAUGGAUAAAUAUAACGAGCUUGCGUUUCCCUCGAGGACAAAGCUCAGCCGUACUCAGACUUCAGAUGGCAACCUGACGCCUUCGAGGUCGGCCACUACGCCGAUCACCGGCAAGCGGGCGCAUCGACACUACCCUCAUCGGCACCAUCAUCACCAUCAUCAUCAUUUCCGCGACAAGUCUGGGCCGCAGUCUGCAACUGCAAUUCAACCGUCCUUUACUUUUGGCGAGUAUGGACAUUCCAAAGGGAGUUGGAGCCUGGGUGGCACGCCCGAGGACAGCGUGCCGGUAAGUCGCAGGGAGAGCUUGACCCCAGGGGUAGAAGGGAAAGUAGCCCGGCGGCCCCCUACCGCGGAGGAGAACGCCCAAGCAUAUGAAAAGGCAAGAUUGCGAAACGACGAAUUGCGCGCGACUCUCAACAACCUCUCAACGCAGUCUACGAUUACUACUCGUCGCCUUGAUGAGACCUACUAUAGCAUUCUUGAGAAAGUGUCCACGCUUCAGUCUAGCAUCCACGCGUUGAAGGAGCUGACUGAGCAUGUCUCCCGCCUGCGCGACGAUUAUGAACAGGAUACGUCUCAACUGGAGGCGGAGAUGAAUGCGCAGAUCGAUGCACUGGACGGUAUUGAAGCACAGGCGGAUCGUAUCAACGCGCUGCAGGGACGUGUCAAAGAAGGACGAGCCAAAGUCGAUGCACUGGGGAAUCGGCUGGAGGAUGUAAGGGCAAAAGUUGAGACCUGGGAGAAACGAGAGGGAGAGUGGCAGUCGAGAACAAGUCGGCGACUCACCAUCAUAUGGGGCACGAUUCUUGGGAUAAUACUUGUCCUUUUGCUCGCCUUUUUCUUCCCGUUCAAGCACAUCUUCCGUUCUGGUGGCCCGCCGAUCAUUCCGAAGCAUCCCAAUGACACUUGUUCCGGGCCAGACGUUCCAGAUGAAAAUGCUCUGGGUGCACCACAAUCGCAACUCUUCUACGAGACAAAUCCUUGGAGCCUGAGCGCGGCAGUCUCUUCGACUAAAAGCGCAAAUGCGCGCGCCACAGAUGCCAACGCUUGGGAGCAGAGGAUAUUUCGAGCCUUUGAUGAACUAUGA
Messenger RNA from Xylona heveae TC161, 1146 nucleotides. RefSeq lists its product as hypothetical. The transcript has 2 exons. The coding region runs from base 1 to 1146 and encodes 381 amino acids. The record is from RefSeq and is a predicted model, not a curated record. NCBI's taxonomy places the organism in Eukaryota, Fungi, Ascomycota, Xylonomycetes, Xylonales, Xylonaceae.